Messenger RNA from Scatophagus argus, 1172 nucleotides. Its product is annotated as leukotriene B4 receptor 1-like. Gene Ontology annotation, molecular function: G protein-coupled receptor activity. The transcript has a single exon. The coding region runs from base 174 to 1151 and encodes 325 amino acids. Gene Ontology annotation, biological process: G protein-coupled receptor signaling pathway. Lineage: Eukaryota; Metazoa; Chordata; Actinopteri; Scatophagidae. Gene Ontology annotation, cellular component: membrane. The record is from RefSeq and is a predicted model, not a curated record.
CUGAAAGUUCUUUUCAUAUCCUGUCUGUUAUUUUCAGGGGGAUAUGAAAAAAAUGGUUUCGGUUCAAUCUAUAUAAAGGGAAGUAAUGACUUGCUUAUACAGCACUGGACGUCUCUGUCAAGGCUUUCUUAGGAAUCAUGAACCACUUAGCUGCACGGUUGCCUUUUUAGAAAAUGGAGCCUGAGAAGACUGACGUUGGGACAGCAGUGGCUUGUGUGAUUCUGGGUCUGUCCUUCCUGAUAGGGGUUCCGGGGAACCUGCUGGUAAUCUGGACAAUCCUGAGACACGUCAAGCAGCGCUCCCACACUGUAGUGCUCAUUCUGCACCUGGCUGCUGCUGAUCUGCUGGUCCUCAUCACCCUGCCUCUAUGGAUCUAUUCCCUGCUGCAUGCCUGGGUGUUUGGAGUGGUCUCCUGCAAGGCUUUAGUGUACAUUGUCAGUGUGUGCAUGUUCAGCAGCAUCUUCUUCAUCACCCUUAUGGGUAUGGAACGCUUUUUAGCCAUCUGUUAUCCAUUUGUGAUGAUGCGGUGGAAGACCGAGAGCACUAUAAAUGGAUAUCUCGUACUUUUGUGGCUCCUUGCUGUGCUUCUAGGAGUGCCUGCUUCACUGUCUCAGUCUUUGGAUGAAGGAACUGAGCAGUGUUUUAUCAGGGAAUUCAGCUCUGUGACUCAAGCAAUCAUCAUGUUAUGUCUGGAGACCUUGGCAGGCUUUGCAGUACCGUUUAUCAUCCUUAUUAUCUGUUACUGCCUAGUAGCAGCUAAACUUAGGAAAAUAAAUUUCACCUCCAAACAGAAAUCCAUGGUUCUUAUUUACACUGUAGUGAUAGCCUUCACAUUGUGCUGGUUGCCUUAUCAUGUCAUUAACAUUAUCGAUGUGGUUUGCAUCUUAAGAUCAAGUACAGAACACGAAUGUGUGCCGCAGAUUGUUGUCUUUAGCUCUGGUGCCCUUGUUUUCAUUAGCAGUUCAGUGAAUCCUGUGUUAUAUACUUUCUUUGCAAGGAACUUGCGAGGAAGUCUUGAGCAGUCCCGACUGGUCAGGCUGUUCCAGGAAAUGGCAAAUCAUUCCAACAAACACAGAGAGCUAGUAGUACAGCAGCAGACUGACCAGAGGGCAGCAAAUACACACAUAGAGCUGAUGUCUGACUCUGUGUGAAAAAGAAUGAAUCUCUGAAAC